GGGUCCCGGGGGCGCGCAGGUGCGGCCGCCGCCCUCACGGACAGGCGGCCGGUCUCUUAGGACGAGGUGGAGGUUGCAGAGACAAGAACUGAAGGAUCCAAAGAGGGAGGCACUCACAUUUCAAGAUCUCUAAGAAGAGGUAGAAAAUAGUUAGAAUGGAAUCAAAAGCUUGUGAAUCAAACAAUGAAGAUCAUCUAUCAAGCGGCAUCACAACCAAUGGAGGUUCUUCAAGUCCAUUUUUUGUGUCAUCUGUUCGUGGUACAGUAACUGAAAAUGCUUCUUCAACUGGGACUUUAACACAAAUGCCUUUUUUCCCUAAAUAUGAAGUGGAACUUGAUUCUCAUAGGAAGGUCAUCCCUUACCCUGGGAAAGAACACAUCGAACGUGUUUUGGAAGAAUAUUCACAUCAAGUUAAAGAUUUGCAGAAAAGACUCAGUGAAAGCAAUGAAUUACACGAGAAACAAAAGUUUUACUUAAGACAGUCAGUCAUUGAUUUACAAACAAAACUUCAAGAAAUGCAAAUGGAGAGAGAUGCCAUGGCUGACAUCAGACGAAGGGAGAGUCAGUCCCAGGAGGAGUUAAGAAAUCAGCUUCAAAAUACAGUUCAUGAGCUUGAAGCUGCCAAGUGCCUCAAGGAGGACAUGCUGAAAGACAGCAGCACACAGAUAGAGCAGCUAAGAAAAAUGAUGCUUAGCCACGAAGGUGUGCUUCAAGAAAUCCGGUCAAUAUUAGUUGACUUUGAAGAAGCCUCAGGCAAGAAAAUAUGUGAACACGACAGCAUGUCUACCAUGCACUUCCGCAGCCUGGGCUCCACUAUUAGUAAAAUCCUAAGAGAAUUAGACACAGAGAUCUCUUAUCUUAAAGGGAGGAUAUUUCCAGUAGAGGAUCAGCUUGAAACACUGAAAUCUGAAUCACAGAACAAAAUAGAGCUAUUACUUCAACAACAUCAAGAUCGGAUUGAGCAGUUGAUAAGUGAACAUGAAAUUGAAAUAACAGGACUUACGGAGAAAGCCAGCAGUGCACGAAGCCAAGCCAAUAGUAUCCAGAGUCAACUGGAAAUCAUUCAAGAACAAGCAAGGAACCAAAACUCCAUGUAUAUGCGCCAGCUCAGUGACUUGGAGUCUACUGUUUCUCAGCUGCGUUCUGAACUGAGGGAAGCCAAGAGGAUGUAUGAAGAUAAGAUAGAAGAGCUGGAGAAGCAGUUAGUCCUUGCCAAUUCAGAGCUCACUGAGGCGCGCACCGAGCGGGACCAGUUCAGUCAGGAGUCAGGAAAUCUGGAUGACCAACUCCAAAAGCUGUUGGCAGACCUACACAAGAGGGAGAAGGAGCUGAGUCUGGAGAAGGAGCAGAACAAGCGCCUGUGGGACCGAGACACCGGCAACAGCAUCACCAUCGACCACCUGCGGCGGGAGCUAGAUGACAGGAACAUGGAGGUGCAGCGGCUGGAGGCCCUGCUCAAGGCCAUGAAGAGCGAGUGUCAGGGCCAGAUGGAGCGGCAGAUGGCAGCCAUUCAGGGGAAGAACGAGAGCCUGGAGAAAGUGUCCUCCCUCACUGCACAGCUCGAGUCCACCAAGGAGAUGCUGCGCAAGGUGGUGGAAGAGUUGACGGCCAAGAAGAUGACCCUGGAGAGCUCUGAGAGGACAGUGUCCGACCUAACAGCUUCCCUCCAGGAGAAGGAACGAGCCAUUGAGGCCACCAAUGCAGAGAUCACCAAGCUCCGCUCGCGGGUGGACUUGAAGUUACAGGAGCUUCAACACCUGAAGAAUGAGGGGGACCACCUGAGAAAUGUGCAGACCGAGUGUGAGGCGCUUAAGCUCCAGAUGGCGGAAAAGGACAAGGUCAUCGAGAUCUUGCGGCAGCAGAUUGAGAACAUGACGCAGCUGGUUGGCCAGCACGGCCGGACCGCUGGUGCGAUGCAGGUGGAAAAGGCCCAGCUGGAGAAAGAGAUCAAUGACCGGAAGCUGGAACUGCAGGAGUUUAAGUGUGAUCAAAUAUCCUGCAACAAAGAGGACUAUGAAGUUUUGAAAAGGAAUUUCCGAAACAAAAGUGAAGAAAUGGAAACUACUACAAACAAACUAAAGAUGCAAUUGAAGUCUGCGCAGUCUGAGCUGGAGCAAACAAGGAAUACCCUGAGGACCAUGGAGGGCUCCGAUGGCCAUGCUAUGAAGGUGGCAAUGGGCAUGCAGAAGCAAAUCACAGCCAAGAGGGGUCAGAUAGAUGCCCUGCAGAGCAAGGUGCAGUUUUUAGAAGAGGCUGUGACAAGCGCCAACAAGGAGAAGCAUUUUUUGAAAGAAGAGAAGAGUAAGCUCAGCCAGGAGUUGAGUACCGUGGCAACAGAGAAAAACAAGAUGGCCGGGGAGCUAGAAGUGCUUCGGUCUCAAGAACGCCGCUUGAAGGAGAAGGUUGCUAACAUGGAAGUCGCUCUUGACAAGGCAUCUUUGCAGUUUGCAGAAUGCCAAGAUAUCAUACAGCGCCAGGAGCAAGAGUCUGUGCGUCUGAAACUUCAGCACACUUUGGAUGUAAAAGAGCUUCAGGGCCCUGGCUACACCUCUAAUCCUUCCAUGAAACCUCGCCUUCUCCAGCCGGCCUCCGGAACCCGGUCUCAUUCCAAUGUACCCUCCUCCCAGUCAACGGCCAGCUUCCUGUCUCAUCACUCUCUGAAAACCAACACACUGAAGGAAGACCCAACCAGGGACCUGAAGCAGCUGCUCCAAGAGCUGAGAAGUGUGAUCAACGAGGAGCCGGCCAUGCCUCUGAGCAAGACAGAAGAGGAUGGACGGACACCGUCCCUUGGAGCAUUAGAUGACAGGGUGAGAGACUGCAUCACGGACUCGAGCCUGCGAUCAGAGCUCUGCCACAGAAGUAACAACUCCUUGAGGGAAUCCACUGAAGGGAGCAAGUCUAGUGAAACUCUUAGCAGAGAGCCAGUCACACUGCAUGCGGGGGACCUGGAAGAUCCGUCUAGUUGCUUCACAUUUACGUCUACAGCAAGUCCAUCUGUGAAGGUUUCAGGCUCUCGUUCAUUCAAUUCCUCUCCUAAGAAGUCUCCAGUGCACUCCCUCUUGACUAGUUCUGCGGAGGAGUCAGUAGGCUCUACAUCCCAGUACCGCUCCACCAAGCCUAUCCACUCACCUGACUCUACUAAAGAUUCACAGUCUCCAUCACUAGAAACAACAGGAAAAACAUGCCGAAAACUGCAGAACAGACUGGAAAGUUUGCAAACCUUGGUAGAAGAUUUACAGCUGAAGAACCAAGCAAUGUCUUCAAUGAUCAGAAAUCAAGAAAAGAGGAUUCAGAAAGUGAAAGACCAAGAGAAAAUGUUACUAAAAUGAUGUCAUCUCUUGCCCGCUCUCUACAAAGGGCUGGCGCCCGAUGAGCCGUGCUGUUACUUAUAAUUAGUGCCCUGGACGUUUUCUUUUUAUGUGAAAAUUUAAUAAAAGAUACCCUGUCCCAUAAACU
Messenger RNA from Microtus ochrogaster (prairie vole), 3459 nucleotides. It is a transcript of the gene Ccdc158, whose product is annotated as coiled-coil domain containing 158. Lineage: Eukaryota; Metazoa; Chordata; Mammalia; Rodentia; Cricetidae. The record is from RefSeq and is a predicted model, not a curated record. Bases 156 to 3332 code for a protein of 1058 amino acids. The transcript is spliced from 24 exons.